Messenger RNA from Darwinula stevensoni, 1040 nucleotides. The record is from the annotation of a GenBank genome assembly. NCBI's taxonomy places the organism in Eukaryota, Metazoa, Arthropoda, Ostracoda, Podocopida, Darwinulidae.
CGUGGGUCGUCCGCCUGGCGGGUCCGUCUCUAGGGGUCCUCUCUCGUCCAACGCCGUGCCUGCUUCACUUCUCUCUCAUCCAAAGCUGUGCCUGCUGUCCCUUCAUUACCAUCUAACUGCAGUCACGCACGGGAUCCCCACCCGCAAAGAGCGCCGAGACGCGUCCGAAGUGGUCGAAGGCAACCCAGUCGGCCAUGAAGUUUUUCUCCCGGUCGAUCGCCCUCCUCCUCGGGGUCGUCGGUGGGAUCGACGAAGGGAGAUUCCAGAAGCAUCGAGUGAAGCAGAGGAUCAAAAUCCCCCUGCAGUCCGUGACGGGGACGCCUCACGUCCUUCCGCGGAUGUGGUGUGCCAUGAAAUGCGUCAAGGUCGACACAUGUGUGGAGUUUUCAGUGGAGCCGACCGGAAACGCUGGAGAAUUCGAAUGCCGAAUGGGAGACAUGAGGUCCUUGAAGGAAGCCGCUCCCGACUCCGACUUCUUCGCGAUCUAUCCAGACGGGAGCAGCUUCUUUUUUUCGGACACGGACUGGAGCAACGCGGACUGCACCAACUACGAAGCGCGUUGCAGCGCCGGCGGCGGUCGCGUCUUCUCCCCGAAUCCCGCAUCGCGACUGUAUCUCUUCGAGUCGCUCAUGAAGAAGAUCAAGUACCCGGCUCUGUACGGCUCGUGCCCGGCUUCCACUGGGGAGUGCCACGUCUUCAUCGGGAUGAAAUACGCCGGGAUCCCGGACACCUAUCGAUUCCCUGAUGGGAGCACGGCAGACGUGGCCGAGUUGGCCACUUGGGGCCGCAACGGCUUGGCGAACGCCAACAACGACCCCAACCACGUCCAGUACUACCACCACAACGGGGAUUACGUCUCGGAAUUCUGGUUAAUGUGGUGUCUGCGUCCCUCCGCGGUCCUCUGCGAAUUUCCCUAUCCCUAGGACUGAGAGCUUCUGAUGUUUUUUUUUUCUUUAUUUGCUUAAGCACACUUCAACUCUCAUCAAGUGAAAUUUUGACGUUUAAAUAAAUACCAGAACUCAGACACAGUUUAUUUAAAG